ACCGGGACGUUCCAUCAACCAGCAACGUCGCAAGAGGUAGUUUUUGAAGGCAAAUAAUUCACUUCUGCAUCGUGAUCUUACUCCUGCAGAUAAGACAGAAGGGUCGUUGCAACAUACUUCAUUGUAAUAAAGAAAAAGCCAUUUGAUUUCACAUGGUUUGACUUGAUCGGUGCGUAAUGUAAUUGUGACUAAACCGAACGGAGAUGCUGUCGACUGUUGCCGUACUUCUGGCGAUUUCCUCUGCCACCCUCGCCACUAUCCCGGCCCCAGGUGAGUUUGUGUCGCUGGCGGAGAUGGAGGACUCGCUGCUGAGGAACCUGUUCCAGGGUUACCAGCGCUGGGUCCGCCCCACGCAGCAUGCCAAUCACACCAUCACUGUCCGCUUUGGCCUCAAAAUCUCACAGCUUGUCGACGUGGAUGAAAAGAACCAGCUUAUGACCACUAAUGUUUGGUUGUGGCAGGAGUGGAUAGACUAUAAGCUGCGUUGGAACCCAGAGGAUUAUGGGGGGAUCACAUCAAUCAGGGUUCCUUCAGAGAGCAUCUGGUUGCCUGACAUUGUGCUGUAUGAGAAUGCAGAUGGGCGCUUUGAGGGCUCUCUGAUGACCAAGGCCAUUGUUAAAUACAACGGCACCAUCACCUGGACCCCGCCGGCCAGCUACAAGUCCGCUUGCACCAUGGACGUCACCUUCUUCCCUUUCGACCGGCAGAACUGCACCAUGAAGUUUGGCUCAUGGACGUACGACGGCAGCAUGGUGGACCUGGUCCUGACCGAUGACCAGGUGGACCGCAAGGACUUCUUUGACAACGGCGAGUGGGAGAUCCUCAGUGCCACGGGUGCGAGGGGCAACCGUCGCGACGACGUGCUGUCCUACCCGUUUAUCACCUACUCGUUCAUUCUGAAGAGGCUCCCCCUCUUCUACACACUCUUCCUCAUCAUCCCCUGCCUGGGCCUGUCCUUCCUCACCGUCCUCGUCUUCUACCUGCCGUCCGACGAGGGCGAGAAGCUCUCGCUCUCCACCUCGGUCCUGGUGUCCCUGACCGUGUUCCUGCUGGUCAUCGAGGAGAUCAUCCCGUCCUCCUCCAAGGUCAUCCCGCUCAUCGGCGAGUACCUGCUCUUCAUCAUGAUCUUCGUCACGCUCUCCAUCAUCGUCACCGUCUUUGUCAUCAACGUGCACCACCGCUCGUCGGCCACCUACCACCCCAUGUCGCCGUGGGUGCGGGGGCUCUUCUUGCAGAGGCUGCCUCGUCUCUUGUGCAUGAGGGGCCACACUGACCGCUACCACUACCCGGAGCUAGAGCCCAUCAGCCCGGAGCUCAAACCCAAGAGCCACAGAGGGACCCUCGGGAGCCAGGACGGCAGCAGGGAGGACGAGGACCACGCCCUGGUCACUAUGCUGGAGAAGGCCACGUACUCUGUCCGUUACAUCUCAAGCCACAUCCGUAAAGAGCACUUCAUCAGAGAGGUGGUGCAGGACUGGAAAUUUGUGGCGCAAGUGUUGGACCGGAUCUUCCUGUGGGCUUUCCUCACCGUCUCUGUGCUCGGAACCAUUCUGAUCUUCACCCCUGCUGUACGGUUGUUCCUCAGCACUCCACCUCCGCCGCCAUAACCUCUGAUCAGAUCCCAUGCACCACAUCUCACAUUCAGUCUUUUCAGAGGGUGUUAGCGCAACUGUCAGCUUCAGCACAGCUAACCUCAGUAGUUACACACGGUUACAGAACAUUAAUUACACUUCAUUUAGAGUGAUUUGUUUGACAGAUUGUUACACCACUAUAAAUUUGCAAAGGUCAUGAGUAGUUUUAACAUUAACUGUAGAGAUUGGA
Molecule: messenger RNA, 1821 nt
Organism: Alosa sapidissima (American shad)
Lineage: Eukaryota; Metazoa; Chordata; Actinopteri; Clupeiformes; Clupeidae
Product: neuronal acetylcholine receptor subunit non-alpha-2-like
Exons: 6
Coding region: 204-1607 (467 amino acids)
Biological process (GO): regulation of membrane potential; chemical synaptic transmission; nervous system process
Cellular component (GO): neuron projection; postsynaptic membrane; synapse
Molecular function (GO): acetylcholine-gated monoatomic cation-selective channel activity; transmembrane signaling receptor activity
Source: RefSeq, a predicted model, not a curated record